AAAAUCAAAAAUGUUGAAUGUUGAACUGUAAAUAAACAUAUCGUGCACGUGCUGUAUAAACUUUGCUAUUUAAUAUUGUGUAUUAAAUAUUAUAAUAGCCCUGAGCGCGAGCCUAUUACAAAAUGGCGGGACUUCUGCUCAGCUCGACAGAAAAAAUGUAUAUAUUACAUGGUGUUCAGGAUGACUACCGUUCAGAUGGCAGAUCAAAUAUUGAUUAUAGACCUAUGGAACUUGAAACUGAUGUAGUGAGCCAUGCCAGUGGGUCAGCAAGGCUCCGGCUUGCUAAUACAGACAUUCUCGUAGGUGUUAAGACAGAGAUAGAUGAACCAAAACCUAACAAUCCAGGCUUGGGGAAAAUAGAGUUUUUUGUCGAUUGUUCAGCGAAUGCGACUCCAGAAUUUGAAGGCCGUGGUGGCGAACAACUUGCCAACAUGAUAUCAAAUUUGAUGCAGAGAGCUUAUCACUCUUCACAAGCAUUUGACUUAAAACAGUUGUGUAUAUUAGAAGGGAAACAGUGCUGGAAACUUUAUGUUGAUAUUUUGAUUUUAGAAUGUGGAGGCAACCUAUGUGAUGCUGUAUCCCUUGCUGUUAAAGCUGCUUUGUUUAACACGAGAAUACCAUUUGUGAAAGCAGCUCUCAUGGAUGGAGGCAGUGUUGACUUUCAGCUAUCAGAUGACCCAUAUGACUGCAAAUUGUUAGAAGUUGGUAAUGCACCACUCUUGGUGACACUCUGUAAAAUUGGUAAUAAAUGUGUGGUUGAUCCAUCAGCUGAAGAGGAAAGCUGUAGUGUUAUAUCUUUGAUAGUUGGCAUUACUGGCAACCCCAAGUACUACAGUAAAGAAUCAAAAGCUUCACUUAAUUUUGAGUGUAAAUGCAGCACAAUUGGAAUGAAUGGUCCAGGAAGUGUGGCCCCUGAGACUUUUAAAGCUGCCAUUACCCAGGGAAUUAUUGCAGCUAAGUGCUUAGACGAAGCUUUAGGCAGAACACUUUUACGAGAAAGGCAGGAAUGUGGUAGUUACAAGAAAAAUUCUUAUGGAUUCCUGAAAUAAAAUCUAUGAAUAAAUAA
Molecule: messenger RNA, 1066 nt
Organism: Vanessa tameamea
Lineage: Eukaryota; Metazoa; Arthropoda; Insecta; Lepidoptera; Nymphalidae
Gene: Rrp42
Product: exosome complex component RRP42
Exons: 6
Coding region: 123-1049 (308 amino acids)
Biological process (GO): U1 snRNA 3'-end processing; U5 snRNA 3'-end processing; U4 snRNA 3'-end processing
Cellular component (GO): nuclear exosome (RNase complex); cytoplasmic exosome (RNase complex)
Molecular function (GO): mRNA 3'-UTR AU-rich region binding
Source: RefSeq, a predicted model, not a curated record